Chara braunii is the source of this 4468-nucleotide messenger RNA. NCBI's taxonomy places the organism in Eukaryota, Viridiplantae, Streptophyta, Charophyceae, Charales, Characeae. The record is from the annotation of a GenBank genome assembly.
UCGCUGUGAUCAGCACUCUUCCCGCCGAGGUGAAAACGAAGAGCGGGGUUGGCCUGCAGUUGAUAUUCCCGAAAAACGGGCAUUGCGUCACCACAGAGUGCGUAUAUUUACGCUGUCACAUCUCUCUCCUUAGGUGUUCUUUCAUUGAAAAGUAAAGAAGGGGAGUGGCUGUCGAGCAACGACAGGGAGUCGUGAGGGUCGCUGUUUUGGCGUCGAAGAAGCAGACGGCAGUCAUCUCCGGACCUGCGCACUUUCCUCUCUCGGCGAUAAAGAUCACCACCUUCAAUUGGCGUCUAGUCGUCGCACCUUGUUUAACCUUGAAGACAAACCGUCGCGCUUCCGUGUGUACUUGUGUCUAUACAGGCGUUUGUGUUUGUGCGUGUGUGUGUGUGUGUGCGCGUGAGAGUGAGACCUGUCUCUUAUACACAUCUAGAUGUGUAUAAGAGACAGGAGAGAGAGAGAGAGAGAGAGAGAGAGAGAGAGAGAGAGAGAGAGAGAGAUGGGUGGAAGUAGAGAUGGAUCACCGCCAGCGAUGGGGGAGAGAAGCUCGCCGGGGAUGGAAGCCGUGUUGUUCAGGACCCCGGGAGCUCAGCUCCAUUUGGUUGAUGGGCAGAAGAAUAUAUUGAUGGCCCAGGGAGAGUUCUCCGUGGUAUUGGUGAAGCAGAAGGAUGGGCAAUUGGGCGCGAUUCUCGGUUCUAUCCACGAGUAUCACUGGCCGAUUGCAAAGGACGCUCUUACGGUGAAAGACACUGAUCAGAGUUACGUGUUCUCCCUUCCCGAUUUCGCUUAUCGUUUGGUUCUAGCGUCCGACACACCAUCGACGGCGCUGAAUCAUCUGGAGACUGUGUUGCGGACCUAUGGCCACGUGGAACAUCAAUCUCAGCAGUCUGCGAGCGCACCAGCAGCGGCAGCACCAGGGGCUGCGAUCGCUACAGGCGCCAGCGGAGGUUCUCUAGGUUUGAGCCCGUUUCAGGAGCAGUUCCAACAAGCGGAGAGACGCGCGGAAGGCGCGUACACGUCCCCCUUUGCGCGUCACAUCUCGACCGGAGGCGAGCUCUGCUGUAAGUGCAUAGAGAAAGGAGGGGAGUUGGCCUGCGUGGGAAUCAAGUUCGCUCAUCGCCACAUGAAGUCCCGCACAGUGCGCUGCGAGGCGCCAGCGGAAGUGGAUCUCGCGACGGCGCGACGAAUCGAGAGGGCCAAGCGCUUGUCGGCGCUUGCCAAAUCCGUGUCCAAACUGCUGUUAAGCGGAGCCUUAACGGCGUCGGAAACGGUGGCAGCGACCGUUGCUGACGCCGUUAAGUCGUCGCCGGCAUUGCGGCCAGCCCCGGUAGUGAGAGAUGUAGCCAUAGCUUCGGUGGAUGCCUUCUCGAAGCUCCUGGAUACUGCCGAAGUGACUGGAAAGAAGGUUUUGUCGGAGACGCGGGAGGCGACUGCGGAUAUCGUGAGUCACAAGUACGGUGAUCAGGCCGCCAACGUGACAUACGAAGGGCUUGGUGCGGCUGGCAACGUGGUGAGUACUGUGUGGACGCUCAACAAACUGGGAGUUAAGGCGUUUGCCAAAGCGACGGCGAAGGCGACGGCGGUGAACGUGCUUCAUGACCAGAUGGCUGCCGAGGUCGCUGGUGGUGGUAGUGGUGGUGGUGGUGGUGGCUCGGCGGCCCUUUGUAAUGCUAGUAAUAACAAUAGAGUGCAGACAGCCAGCGCGCCGCCGUUCACAACGCAGCAGCAGUCGCCCGUAGUAGUCGGGAGGGUAGGUGGAGCGAACAAUGGAGGUAUGCCGGCUGCUUCUGCAAGGCCGGUUGUCUCUCCGUUGCCCCCCCACCUUCAUCCUGGAGGGAGUGGGUAUUCGGCAUACAUCCUGCCCCCGACGAUGGUUACGCCGUCGCGCAAUCGCUGACCUGGCGGGGUGAAAGGGGAAUGACAGUGUUCCUGAGGGUGUGUAAGAGAGUGGGGAGGAGAGGCGGCGAAGUUGCAGGUGGGUUCGUAUGGAAUGUGUGGAUAGGGAGGAAAGUGUCGUCUUUCGAGUGUUCUCAAGCGCGCGCACGCAUGUUGUUCGUGGUACUUCCGUACUGCGGGAUGCACAGAAGAGGUUGUCAAAUAAGCUUCAUUAACUGGUAGUAAAGGAGCAGUGCAUCGGGCUCGUGAAGGAGGAAAAAGGAGUAGGAGGAGGAAGAAGGAGAGGAGGGAGGAGGAAGGAGGAAGGAGUGGGAGGAUUGUGUUGGGCUUGUGACUGGAGAGUGCGCACUGAGGACUCUUAAUUGAGGGGAUGAGAGCGAAGAUUGUGGUGGAUACAAUUUUAAAAAAAAGGGGCACAUACUUGUUUUCCCUGUGGUUUUGGACAAAAGGAGGUAGAGAUGGGAGAGAGUCUCAGAAAAAGGUAGUCGGUCGUUUGCAUCUUCGCAUGUCUUUAAUCUUUUGACAUUCUCGCCGUUUGGAAUUGGGAAUCGUCUUCGCCGUCCGAAUUGACGUGGAUGGACGGUGCUCAAGGACACGUCAGCUUCUUUAUGAGAAAUCAUUGAUUGAUGGUUUUGAAAGUUCGGUAUUGAGGAUUGAUUGUACAGGAUGGUAGUGGUAGAUUGGAGGGGGGAGGGGGGGGGAGGGGGGGCUGCUGAAAUCAGGUGGAUGGACGCUGGGGCGGAAAUGCGCAACUGAUUUGGUAAUCAUCCCUUUUUGUUGUAAACUUUCCCAACGGGGUUAUGCCUCGUGCCCAUCAGCGGCCCGAGCUCUCUGUGUCACUUUGACACUGUGUACAGUACACGAUCCGAGAUGUGGAUGAUAUGAAGACGACGAUGACGAAGAUGAUGAAUAUCGGAAGUCACUCAGCGUUACGGGUACUUGUAUCCCCAGAGCCUUCGGCAGUGUUUGUUGUUUGUUCGUUGGAGUUUGUUCACGGUUUUGUCUAGCGAUAAGCAUCAUUUCUAUUCUGCAUAGAAGUGUUCGUUGUGCGUGUAAAUACGUAGGAGACGUUGGAAACAUAUAUGCGUAUGUGUUUUUAUCACUGAUUAUAGUUUUUUAUUCGAGUUUCAUAUAUGUGUAGAUAUGGAGAAAAAGAAGUGAGGGAUGUGUUUGAUGGGUCGUAGUGGUAAAAGAUGUGUGCUGCUCGACGGGAAUCUCACACGUUGUAAGCGUGGCCGUCGCCUGAAGGGGCGUGAUUGAUUGAUGGGCACUGAACCCGGUUAUUCAGACAUGUGGAUAGGGAGAAAAAGACGCAUCGACUGGUAGGUGGAUGGCGAUUCGCGGUAAGAUGUGUUAUGAUGGAGGGCGAAUGACGUGCGUCCAUGUGGGCUUAGUCUGUGCUUCCGUGGCCGCUGGGGUUUGAUUGGUCGAUUGAUUGAUUGGUUGAUUGAUUGAUUCGCCGAUUGGUCGAUCGAUUGAUCGAUCGAUUGGUCGAUUGGUCGAUUGAUUGGUCGAUUGAUUGAUCGAGUGGUUGAUUGAUUGUUUUGGUUGAUUGAUUGAUCGAUUGAUUGGAAUUGAUUGAUUGAGUGGUUGAUUGAUUGUUUUGGUUGAUUGGUGGGUGGAUGUGUCAUGAACAUCGGGUUCUCAAUUGGAGUUUCAAUGAUUUUUAUGUGCUUGUAUGUUCUGAGGUCGCUCAGCGGUUGACUCGCUGAUGGGUCGCGUUGGUUGGUCAGCUGAGGGGUUAGUCGUUGAGCGAUUGAGAGAGGGGAGGGGAGUUUCGAGGAGUGUCUAUGAACAUCCUAGAGAGAAAUGAAACUCGCGAAUGCGAAAGGCUGAUAGAGAGAAAUGGAAGUCGAGAAUGGGGAAAGCUGAACGAAGGAGGGCGUCGUUUGAAGUACACGAGGAGGAUGGAGUAAAUGCGGGCUUUUUCGUGAGAUGUGUUUUGUCCUUACUGAAGGGACUACAAGGGAACGGGAGGAGGAUGGGUCUGAAGCAGUAGUCGCGGGCCGUGAUAUGUCUUCUGUCCUCGUUGAUGGAGCAAACACAGGGCAGGAGGUUCUGAUCGAGUGAUCAAUUCCAUGGAAGAGUUCGGCUUCGGCUUCGGCUUCGGCCUCGGGGUUCACAUCUCUAUUGUGGGCAUCCUUGUGUCCCAGUCUUCGUUGUUUUUGUCGCUACAUUGGGAUAUCUGCAGACUUUGGAAUCUCAGCACGCUGGAUGGGGAAAAAAGAGAACGGGGAAAAAAGAGAACGAGAAAAACAGACGGAACGGGUUGGAAGUGAAUUCGGGCGCCAAGUUAUUGGGCGGGAGGCUAGGUUCGUCGGAAUCCGUAUACUUGCCUCUCUGAAGGCGUGGUCAGAGAAAAAGAGGAUGGGAGGAUGGGGGCGAGAGAGAGAGAGAGAGAGAGAGGAAGAAACGGGUGGAAGUGCUCGUCUAUUUUUAUCAUUUUCGAGUAUUUUCGUUAGUUAGUCUUAUUCGGAUGGAACAAUUAGGCGCUUUGUUUUUACUCCCUCGUGGAAUUUGUACUUGAAUAUGGAUAUAUUCUAAUUUCGAUGUGAAUGCAAGCAUCAUGAGU